CUUUAUAAAGCGCUGGCAUUUUGUAUUUGGACCACAGUUAGAGAUGGCAGCGUUUCCUGGAUAUGGCGGACGCAUCCAGUGGGAUUUUGUGAAGAGGAAGUAUGUUUGGGUAAAUGAAAACGGGCCAAAUCAUCAUGACCGGAAGAAAGCCGAGCAGGAACAGGCGAAGAAAAAGAUAACACCUUAUGGAGAGGAUCAAGUGCAAGCUAUGCUGAAACGGAGGGCAAUGAACCUUCAACAAGGAAGACAGAAUCAAGCAAAACAUCCACCAGUCUUUCAAAUGCCUGGCAAGAAAGCUUGCAAGAAGCCAACCCCUACAAAACGGAAGAAGAGCAAGUCUCCAUCCCCUCCAAGAGGAUUCACUCCAGUCAAGCAGCCCCGAGUAGAGAACAUGGACUGGGAGUCAGUCCUGUCACCUUCAGCAGAGGACAGGGAAAACAGGUCUGUAGCUGCUAAUGUCAGGAAGUCAAAGGAUUCGGGAGUUGCUACAGAGGAGGAGGACGCCCUCUUGCAGUUGAGUGCAGGCCAUCCCACCAUGACUAAAGUCUUGUCCAGCAGGCUACUCUGGCUCCAAGCAGCUCUGACCUUCUGGAGACAGAGCCCAACUGCUCUGGUCUCUUACAUUUUGAGAAUAAACAAUGAAGCACUGAUAGCUGAUGUCAUUCCGAUCCUGAUCAAGAGCAUCAAGAAUGGAAAUGCCAUUGGGAAGCCGAUCUCAAUGGGCGCGUGUCUUGAGCUGCUGCCUGCUCUGCAGAAGAUGCUUACAAGCAAGUAUGAAGACUACAUCUCUGGAAGUCUGGACCUGAUACGCACCAUCCUGAAACACUGGUGGAAGGAUCUCAAGUCACUGCAGGCCUCCCAGCAAACUCUGAAGCUUGGACUCAGGAGUAGGAGUGUGAAUGGGGUGUACACAAGCAUAGUGGCUAUGACUGACUCCAUUCAGAAGAUAGCCACAAGGCCUGGCAAUAUUGGACAGAAGGCUCAGGUUGUUUUGCAGAUUCUCAAAGACCUGUGAUCAUUGAAGAACUGAAGACAGGACUGAGGUCUGGGGCAGUACAGAGACAGGAAGUCCUGACACACACACUGCUGCUGCUGUUUGAUAUUUUUGUGCCAAUUGAAUUUUGUUUUCCAUUUUAUUUAGAAAUUAGAUAAAUCGGCUCUAAGGCAGCUGUUUGUACAUAGUAUUUUAUCAUGAUGUGAUUUUGGGUGAACAAAUUUCUGGUUUGGAAUUUCUCACA
This is a messenger RNA of Branchiostoma belcheri (Belcher's lancelet), 1238 nucleotides long. Its product is annotated as KATNB1-like protein 1. NCBI's taxonomy places the organism in Eukaryota, Metazoa, Chordata, Leptocardii, Amphioxiformes, Branchiostomatidae. Gene Ontology annotation, molecular function: microtubule binding. Bases 44 to 1015 code for a protein of 323 amino acids. The transcript is spliced from 10 exons. The record is from RefSeq and is a predicted model, not a curated record. Gene Ontology annotation, cellular component: nucleolus.